AUUGUGUGCUUGCCCCUGGAACUGCCCAUCUCUGUUACCAGAAGUCUUUAGCCCUCUGCAGGACGCAGCUCCGUGAUGACGUCAGUCGCCUAUAAAACCCAGCAGAAGUUCGUGGAGGCCACAAACUGAAGUUACUGAGGCUGCCCUAUGUUCGCAGUCCGUGUGACGAUAUCUGAGGGACAAAUAGGACGAUUCUUAAAUUUCUUUGGUUAUGACGACCGUUCGCCAUCUUUGAAGGGACUACGCACGAACUUUUAGGACUUGAAGCGUUGUGUUUUAUCUCUUCAUUUUACUGUGUGUGAUGCCAGCGGGGAUGUUCAGCAUUGACAGUAUACUGGCGGGGAGACCAAGUUGCAAGGACUCCGUUUUGAUUCAUCGGAAUGCCCCUGUUGUGUUCCCCAAUUUGACGGAUACUUUGUACACAGCUGCCGAAUAUAACGGUCUUUAUUCCCACACUGGACCUUCGACACCGAGCAUACAGUCGGUGAAUGGAACCAGAAUUGGCUAUAAUAACUAUUAUUACGGACAACUUCAUGUACAAGGACCAGCUGGCCCCGCCUGUUGUGGCGCAAUUCCUACGCUUGGUUCACAGCAAUGCCCGUGCAUUCCCACAGGCUUUGACAGUACUGGAUCAGUGCUUAUUUCCCCGGUGCCGCACCAGAUGAUGUCGUAUAUGAACGUCGGCACGCUGUCCCGCACAGAACUUCAGCUCCUCAACCAGCUGCACUGCCGACGGAAGAGGAGACAUCGCACCAUCUUCACUGACGAACAGCUCGAGGCUUUGGAAAACCUUUUCCAAGAAACGAAAUAUCCGGACGUUGGGACACGAGAGCAGUUAGCGCGUAAAGUCCAUCUACGAGAGGAGAAAGUGGAGGUGUGGUUCAAAAACAGACGAGCAAAAUGGAGAAGACAGAAAAGGUCGUCUUCUGAGGAAUCAGAGAACUCGCAGAAAUGGAACAAAUCAACGAAAACACCAACAGAGAAACCAGACGAGAGCAAAACUGAUGUGGAUUCAGACAGCUGAUAGCGCUAAAAAACGUGGAAGCGCAAAUAUUGCACACAUUUACUCGGACUUAUUGUAUAUAGUGUAAAAAAUAUCAUGUGAAGUUGAAGUACUGAAAGUGUGUUUCCAUGCUGUUGCACAAAUGUAUAGUAAUAUUACUUUUUAUUACUGUCAUGAUUAUUUAUAUUUAAUUUAAGUGUAACACAAUUCUUUAAACAAGAAGGGGAUUUCGUCGGGAAGCUUUUCUCAGUAUUUUGCAAGCUGUCAUCUCAUCUAAAUAUUGAAUGUUAUAUCUGGUAAUAUGUCUUAACAGAGGAACAGGUACAGUUUAGGCUGCCAAAAUAUUUAACUGUUUCAAGUAAAAAAAGGAAAAGAUUUAAUUUUCUUGAAUUAGGAUUCAAUCUUUUGUAACUUUCACAGACAACGAAGUCCUAUCUGUAAACACCGAAGACAACUUUGUUACAGACAUGUCUAUCAGAGUUGAUAAUACUUAUUGAAACAGUGACUAUACAUUAAACAAUCCAAAAACAA
Messenger RNA from Clupea harengus (Atlantic herring), 1534 nucleotides. It is a transcript of the gene gsc, whose product is annotated as goosecoid. Gene Ontology annotation, biological process: regulation of transcription by RNA polymerase II. Gene Ontology annotation, cellular component: nucleus. The record is from RefSeq and is a predicted model, not a curated record. Lineage: Eukaryota; Metazoa; Chordata; Actinopteri; Clupeiformes; Clupeidae. Gene Ontology annotation, molecular function: DNA-binding transcription factor activity, RNA polymerase II-specific; RNA polymerase II cis-regulatory region sequence-specific DNA binding.